GAAAAACAGUCAAGGCAGCGCUGCAAAGCAAAGCAAACCAUAUAGUUUUUUAUACCGCCGACAGUCGGACGUCGAGUCGAAUCGCAAAAAAAAGUAAACGGAUCGCAACCGGAAGGAAAUUAUCAUCUAAUAAGUUGGUGGCAUUGCGGUUAAGCCAUAAAGAAAAGGGCUUCGAUUUACGCGCCCUGUGCAUGAGAUCGUUAAGCGAAUUAAAACCGAAUGAUAGCCGAGAGAGUUGGAGAAUAUCUUAACCAUCCCAUCAAAAUUGCGUGUUUCAAAUCAAAAUUGCAUAAUCUGCGAAAGAAGCCGGCAACGAGUUUUCAGAGCCAAACCAAAAAGAUCGCGAUUACAGGCCCCGGGUGGAUAUCUUUCGCGUAAUCGCAGUAGCUCCGUCGCUUCCUUUGACUUGGCCACGUUCUAUAGCCGGAUCUUAUCGCUCCUUGGCCAUCUGCAGUUGCAGUUGGCAGUAGUUGCUGCCGUUGCAGUAAGUCGCGCGUGCGUUCGCCUUUUGGCCCGCCUCGUAAUUAAUUACAAACGCAGUCGCGAGACCCUCUGCCCCCUUCUUUACCCUGGCCGGCAACAAAAUACUGAGGAAAAACUGUAGAAGAAUCAACAACAACGAUCCUGCCUAUUUACGCGCCCAAAUCUUGAUUCCUUGGACUAGCUUUCUGAGCACUCUUGCGUGCUCUGUUGUCGCCGGUUCUUGCCUGUGAAAUCGACGACAUCUGAUUGCCUUUUUAUAGCCGCUUUUGCGAAAACUUCAAUCAACUGAAAAUACAAUCAAAGUAAAUUGGCCAAGACUGAUUCGAUCGUUAAAAACAAGAAACACAGUGAAAAUCAAUCAAGUUAACCGCAGCUAAACCGUGAACAAAGCAUAAAAAAUGUGUCAAUUUAAAUUAAAUUAACCGAAAAAAGUGAUCGCUCAACAAACAAAUGGAGUCUCGGUUAAAUCGUUUGUGUUUAAGUUUUUUGUUUUCGAAAUAUUUUGUUUUAUUUUCAAACCGAUCAACGUGCAACGCGCUAAACCACAAAAAUGUUGCUGACAAUGCGGCGUCAAAAUGAACUGAUUGUAGGUAGCCAACAGCAUUCGUCAGCCACUGCACCAGAAACAGCUUCCACUUCAGCAGCAACUGUGGCAAGUCCGCCUGGACAAAAUCUUAGUUUGCUGCCUUCAACAGCAGCUAGUUCUACGGAAACAGCUUCACAGGAUUCUCUGAAUACACCCACAACGCCUCUACUAGGACUCAGUCGCAAUCCUCUGCAAUUUGCUCCACCACCGGCACCACCACCCAUUGCCGUUGCCAGUAGCACAGCUUCGGGACCUGCUUUUGGUUAUUAUCAGACGGGUAGUGCUGCUGCACCACCACUACAUCAUCAUCCUCAUCCGGCGGCAACCACUGAGGCUGCCGCUCAACAACCUCCCGUGGAACUAGAUGAAUACGUAGAUAUAUUGCAAGUUCAGCAACUGCUAUUGGACUCAUCGGCAGCAGCAGCAGCGGCAGCUAAUAAUCCUCCACCGACUACAGAACAAUCCAUUCAACAGCCACAACAACAGCAAAGUACAGCGGUGGUGCAACCACAACAGCAGCAGCAACAGCAACAAAUUCUUGCCAAGCCGCGACCGCGAAUCAAUCUGCAAAAGGCCACGGAAUAUGCCGCUCAAUUAGCUCAGGGUAAGCACUCAAAAGCCAUCCAUUCUUUAACAUCCCAGAUCAGCCAUCAUUACUCCAAUAUAUUUGACCCCCCUGUAGCCGAGUCCUCAUCGCCCGGCUCGCGUCGUGUUCUGCUCGAUUACCCGAGUCCCUAUUUGUACGGCAAUCCCUAUCACCACCAUACGCCGCCAAGCGAGGACCUAGUUGCCCUCUGGUUCGGCAGCAAUGGCACAGGUGAGUGAUCAACUCAUGGGACAGCUUUGGAACACUAAUAUGGGUCUUUACUUAACUAUGUUUUGUAGUUGUGGAAGAAAUAAGGUCAUCGAAGAAGGGUUUAUGUAAGG
Drosophila eugracilis is the source of this 1996-nucleotide messenger RNA. Its product is annotated as potassium/sodium hyperpolarization-activated cyclic nucleotide-gated channel 1-like. NCBI's taxonomy places the organism in Eukaryota, Metazoa, Arthropoda, Insecta, Diptera, Drosophilidae. The record is from RefSeq and is a predicted model, not a curated record. The transcript is spliced from 2 exons. The coding region runs from base 1034 to 1894 and encodes 286 amino acids.